Messenger RNA from Bactrocera neohumeralis, 11897 nucleotides. RefSeq lists its product as uncharacterized. Gene Ontology annotation, cellular component: membrane. The transcript has 13 exons. NCBI's taxonomy places the organism in Eukaryota, Metazoa, Arthropoda, Insecta, Diptera, Tephritidae. Gene Ontology annotation, molecular function: protein binding; serine-type endopeptidase activity. The coding region runs from base 1984 to 6627 and encodes 1547 amino acids. The record is from RefSeq and is a predicted model, not a curated record. Gene Ontology annotation, biological process: proteolysis.
CGUAGAUGUCGUAGCCAAACACGUGCACGGCUCGUUCGCGUCUUAAAGCAGCAUCUAUAGCUGUAGCUUUUUGCUUUUGCUGAAAAAGAAACCCUUUUAUUGAAUCUUUUUGCUGUGGUAGUAUUACUACGAAUACUAUAAAUACUACCGUUACUAUUAGAACGUAAAAAUAACAGUUGUAAUUAGCGUGUAGCAAAAACGUAAUGGAAACACAACUGCAACACAGUUUCGAGUCGCUGAUGAGCUACGCUAAUUCCAAUUGAAGUUAAUAACUUCAGCAUGUCUCUAUUAUAUGAGGGCUUUGCGAAGGGUGUGAAACACAUACUACUGGGAGUGUGCGUGCGUGCGUAUGUGUGUUGAAUCAUGGCAGCAGAUUUGGAAAGUUUUGAACUAGUGCCAGGGCUCACGGAAUUGGCGGCAAUGCUUGUGGAACGUCAAGUGGAACGAAAUAAAAAGGAACCUUUUUUAAAUAAUUAAUUUCUAAACGUAAAUUUCAAAACUGUUUGGCAUUAGUUUCCGUUCGAAACUAACACGCACUGGAAGGCAAUUAAUGUGCGAGACUGAAUAUUGAAUAGUGAAACGACAGUGAAUGUUUUGUGGAUUUUGCAAGUGAAAUAAAUUGGAUGUGAGUUUCGACAAGCAGCUUGGAGCAUAUAAAAUAAAAAAGUCAAUUUAUAUUAAAAACAAAACUUUAAAUAAAACAAGUUUAAUAUAAAUAAGUAAAAAGUAGCUGAGUUGUAACGACGACAAUAAUUUAUGAUAAUAAUUAAAAUAUUUAUAAGCUAUUUAUAAUUGUAACAACAUAUAAACACAUAUACAUAUAUAUAUAUAUGUUUGCAUGCAGCUGAGAAAUUAAUUUUGAGAUAUCAGUAUGUAUUAAUUGAAAGAAAUUCCAAGAAAUUUGGACCGCAAAUUAAACAAACGCUGCGACCAAAUUAAAAGUAUAUUUCCAUACAUCUCGGAAAAGGGCGCAGGAAAGCGUCUGCGUGCGUAUGAUUACACGAAAAGUAAGCAAAACCUUUCGAGCUAAAAAUACCACACUUUGUGUAUGGAAAAGCAAACAAGCAGCCAACAUCAACCGAACUUGUAAAAAGAAAUAUAAAAACGGAAACACACAGAGAAGCAUAAAUCAUAAAAGGGGAACGAUCAAAUAAUUGUAAAAAGUAAUUAACGAUUUUCAAGUAAAAAUAAUGUUGGUUCUGUGCUUUAGCAUGGCUGCCACAGGUGUAUAAGUAUUUUGUGUUCCGAAGACUUUAAAAAAAAAAUUUUAAUUGAUAAAGAAAUAACUUUGAACCGAAGUAAACUUUGGCAGCAUUUGCAGGAGUGCUAGUAUUUGUCUUCAUAUUUAUGUGUUUAAGUAAUAAAAAUUGGCAUCCUCCCUCAAACGAAAACGCCCGGCAGGAUAACACGCACCGGCGCGCACACACAGUGAAACAAACAAAAGCCCAUGCAAAUAGAAGUCCAGAUAGCCUGCUGAAAUUCCAUGCCAGCAAUCAGCGCCAGCGUGACACACAGCCAAACUGACAACAACUGUAUAUGAAGUAUCCCAGCACGGGCCUUAAUACCCAGUACACGCGCGGUGCCGGCAUAAAUACUUAAAGCCUCAACGACACGCACACGCAGCGACAUUGUGGCAGCAUCAGCGUUAAAAUUGUGCAAAACGAAUACCUUCACAGUGUGAACCUGUCGCGCUUUGCGAUAGUGUGCGCACCCAGCCACACUCACAAACAGUCACGCAGAGGCACACGCCGUUAGGACUAACAGCAACUGACAACAGACAAUCGACAACCGCCAACAACGACCCUCAGUAGCUGCAGCAACCGACAGAACAGCCGCAGCAGCAGCUCCAGCGCCACUAAUAGCAUUAGAAGCCGAAGAUAGGAACGAAGAAAAGGCGAACGACGGCCACUGCAAAGGGGCAGCAACAGGAGUCGCACUGACGGUGCCGAUAUAAAACACGAACACAUAUUUUAAACAUUAUUGAUGACGAUUUGCAAAAACAUGAGCGCCACACUCUCUAUUAAUCAGAAGCAUUUGAGCGUCAACGAGAAUCAUUUUGGCGGCAUUGUAGAGCGAAACCGUUCACGAUCGGAACGGGCCUCCAGCUUAGCACUGCCGCACAACUCACUCUUGGACUUUUAUGAUAAAGAGCAGGAACAAUGCAACUCGGUGGCAUUGUUGCCGACGACCGUCAAUGUGGUGGUGCGUCGACACUCGUCGCACUACUAUCCAAUGCUAGAGGAGAAGCACACGUCGCCGUUGCAGCAACAACAACAACAAUCAUUAAAAACACAUACACAAAUGCAAAUGCAGACAAGACAAUUAAAUGCGAUGACCGCAAAUGGUGGCGCGCUCCCAACGCUGACCGUUGCCAUUCCCGAGUUGCCGCAAUACAAUUAUAAUCAUAAUAAAGCUGGUCAAUUGGCGAUGCAGGACAUGCAAUCGAUGUCAUCAUUGCCGCUUUCAAGCCUUGUGAAUGGCAAAGAGAAAAAAGUUUUCACAUACAAUACGGUGACCAACAGUGCCAAUAGUGCCACCAAAAACCAACCUAUGAACUUGCCCAACACAGCAGCCCACUCAAGUAUUGUACCGGAUACACCACCGCCACCCGUCCCGAAGCGAACAUUUCGUGGCAAUUACGCUUGGAACGGAGCAAUUGAUUCGCCUACGCCCACGUCCGCAAGUCAAACACCAACCAAAGAUAAACAACACAUCAGUGCUGGCACCGCUUUUGUUUAUCCACCGCAAACACAAACCCUUUCACCCGGCCAUCGGCUACAUCAGCAACAGAGCAAUACGGUUUAUUACAACUCGGGCGGUGGUAGUGGAAACGUAGGCGUAGAUCCGGCACAAAUACAAAGUCAAUCCCUGCUUGUUGACCUGGCCACACGUCCACUAUACGUGGAUUCGGGCCUGGAUGCCGGCGGUAUUUCAGAUGAUGAUCGGAUGAGCUUGGAAAAUUCUGUAUUUGAUGAGUCGUUGACAUCGACACCUGUCAAGGUCACCAAGGCUGCGUCCGAAGGUACGGGAGGUGGAAAGUUACUGAACGCUGCAUUUACUGCAAAGACAUUGGUAGCUUUUACUGGGGACUUGAGCAACGCUGUAAAACGUGCAAAUCGCUCGUCCAGCAGUACGGCUGACUCUACCAUCACCAUCUCUUCUGGCUACGGUUCAGGUCAUAGUGAACGUUUCGCCUCCUCUUCGACUAGUGCGGACUUCCGCAGCCGUUUCUCAUCUGUUGAUACACAAUCAUCAAUCGAUAGUUGUCCAACAGAGAAGACGAGCGAGUCCUCUGUAUCCAAAGAUUACUCUAAAAUGGAACGAACAUUGCUUAACGAUGCUAUGAAUGAUUAUAAUAACUUAAAUAAUAAUGAAACUCGCAUUCAUGUGGGUUGUAAUAUUUUGGUUGGUAAUAACAAUGCGCCCCCUAGUCGCCACUCUCCGAAUGCGAAUACCCAGAUGAACAAUGGAUUGGUGCAGCAAAAACCACCUAUAGUUCCAACACGAAAACAAUAUCCAGAUGUAGCAAAGAUUCCGCCACCUUGCAGUAAAAACAGUUCACAGCAGUCACUACAUAGCAGCGGUUGUGGCAGCGGCAGUGGUAGUGUGGGUAGUAGUAACGCUGCCUCCACGGUAUCGGCUUCCACGUCCACCUCCUCGACGGUGUCUGCUGGUUCGGGUACUUCUACGGGUUCUCUGCUGUCAGGUUCGGCCACUACAUCGAAUAAUGCCAUUUCACCGCUUACACACAACGUAGCCAAUGUUUAUCAACAGCCAAAACGUCCAGUACCGCCGAUACCGCCAACGCGUGGUCAAAUUAGUUUCGAUCAUAAUAUCAAUAAUGGUACGCAAAUUGAAGCAACAUCGUCCGCGUCGAAACCAUCGACAGCACUAAGCGUUCGGAAUAAGCUUGGUAAAAAUAAACCUCCCCCUAUCGUUUACCCAAAACUACAUCAACGGCAAGACUCCAAUUUGUCCAGUGAUAGUUUUUCCGUCACUUCUAGUCCUGGUUAUAACUCAAAAAAUCUUAUGGAUGUACCGCUGCUUCAGAAUGCUGCACGCAUCAAUAAGAGCGGUAUGGGUGGGGGUAUGGGUAUGGGAAUGGGUAUGGGUGUUCGGAAUCCGGAUUCAGUGGAUGCUUUUAAUUUAAAUGGAUCACGAUUCGCUGCGCUUACAUCCAGUGGAAUGGGAAAUCCUGUGCUACCACCUCCACGUAACAAAUACAGCUGCCGCCAGGAUUCCAAUAUUUCCAGUGAUAGUUUCAGUCAAACUUCCAGCCCAAGUUACAAUACAAAGCAAAUGGAAGCUCCUUUAUUGCCCUCGCUCUCUGUAAAAAGGUUGUGCGGCGUCCCGGCGCCUAUUGUUUAUAAACAAAAACUGCAAAAUGAAACCAUCGAAGAGAUGGAACAAUCGGUUCCUAUGUCGCCACUUACCAAAUGCGUGUCCACUCCGGCUAGCCUACAAACAAUUGUACGAUUCCAAAAUGGAACCCCAAACACGAUGUCACUACAACAUCAGCAGAUUAUUCAUCGUCGCAAAAGCUCCAAUCCUUACAUCACCAAUGGUCGACUGAAGUUUCGUCUCUGGCAAGUAUUAGUAAACGCAUUCGCUUUAUUGGUGAUUGCUGGUGGCCUAGCGGCAUAUUUCAAUGCCUAUCCAACUAUAAAAUUCGUCAACAAAACGAUUAUAAACACCGUCCAUGUGGAGGAUACUUCGAUUUAUGGAAAGAACCCUGCACCCGGUACUUGUUUACCUAUCAUAGUGAAGUUUUGCCAAGGUCCACAAAUCCCCUACAACUACACCGUGUUCCCCAAUUACAUUGGGCAUUUCGGGCAACUCGAAACUCAAGUGGAUCUAGAUGCCUACGAUGCACUGGUGGAUGUGCGAUGUUACGAAUUAGUCUCACUGUUCCUUUGUACCCUGUUUGUACCGAAAUGCGGUUCGACCGGAGCAACUGUACCACCUUGUAAAACCUUGUGCACCGAAACUAUGCGACGUUGUGGUUUCUUCUUUGAUGUGUUCGGCCUCAGUUUACCUGAAUAUUUGAAUUGUAAGCUCUUUAAAGAUUUCGAAAACCCCGAAGACUGUGUUGGACUCGACCAAGUGCGUGAGGUGAUGAUAGCAUCAACGAACCCCAAAUGCGAUGGCUUUCAGUGUGAUCAAAAUCGCUGUUUACCCAAAGAUUACGUAUGUGAUGGUCAUUUGGAUUGUAACGACCAAACAGAUGAGGCCAAAUGCGAACGGUGCCAAAAGGAUGAGAUCUAUUGUGGCGAUGAUCGUUGCAUAGGUAUAAAUCACGUAUGCGACGGGGUUAUCGACUGUCCGUAUGGACAAGACGAACGAAAUUGCAUUCGUCUAAGCGAUCGUAAUGGGGAUUUAGGGAAAGGCAUGUUGGAAUUCUAUCGUAUAAGCACACAAAUGUGGACCCCAGCUUGUGUUAAAAACUGGGAUCGCGCAGUGUCCCCUUCAGCUGUAUGCUCUAUGUUGGGUUAUAGUGCCGUUAACGCCACGAGUGUGGUAACACUCAAAACACACCGAUCGCUUAUGGCAUCCAUAAAUGUAUCGACCGAUAUUUGGAAUAUGUAUGCGAAAAAACAUUCAAAUCUGAUGCAGGAAUUCUCAAGUUGUUCGCCCGAUGAGGAUUAUCCAGUUGCUGAAUUAACUUGUGCUAAUUACGAGUGCGGAAAAGUUAAACGCGGACGCCACAAACCAUCUCGUCGCAUCAUUGGAGGCUCACAGGCCAACCCAGGCACUUGGCCAUUUUUGGCCGCAAUUUUAGGAGGACCUGAAAAAAUAUUCUACUGCGCGGGAGUUCUAAUAUCCGAUCAAUGGGUGCUCACAGCGUCGCAUUGCAUAGGAAAUCAUACCGUCAUUGACCUUGAAGAUUGGACCAUACAGCUUGGUGUAACGCGCCGAAACUCCUAUACAUACACGGGGCAAAAGGUUAAAGUCAAAACAGUUAUACCGCAUCCGCAUUACAAUACCGUAAUCACACAUGACAAUGACAUAGCACUAUUUCAACUGGCCACUAGGGUCGCAUUCCAUGAGCAUUUAUUGCCUGUUUGUCUGCCGCCACCCGGAAUUAAACUGAAGCCGGAUCAAAUGUGCACAGUUAUCGGUUGGGGAAAGCGGGACAACAAAGACCCAAAAUCCACAUACGAACCAAUUGUCAAUGAAGUGCAAGUCCCGAUUAUUGGCCGACAGCAAUGCGAUGUUUGGCUUGAUAACCUGACAGUAUCCGAUGGAAUGAUAUGCGCCGGCUAUGAGGAAGGAGGAAAGGAUGCAUGCCAGGGUGAUUCCGGAGGUCCUCUGCUCUGCCCCUAUCCGGGCGAAAAGGAUCGUUGGUUUGUGGGUGGCAUCGUGUCGUGGGGCAUAAUGUGUGCACAUCCGAAAUUGCCAGGCGUAUAUGCGAAUGUGAUCAAAUAUGUGCCAUGGAUACAGGAGCAAAUGGCUAAAUAUUCAAAACCUGAAAAUGAAGAGAGGCUAUCCAAAUAUGAUGCACACCCAGGCGGACCAGAUAUUCUGUCAAACAUAGCGACUGGACCCAUACGCAACAAAAAACCAUAUCACAAUCAGAAUCGCAGUCCAAUGGACAUUGAUUACUACGACAAUUAUAAGAAGACCUAGACUAAACAUUCACAUUAAAAGUUAAACUUAAAGAAACCAGCACAAGAAAGGCAUUGUAAGUGAGGUGUUCAAUAAACCAUAGAGAGAAAGAAGGCAGUCAAAAUGUACGAAAAUAAGUACAUUGAAUUUCGAUAGACAAUAAUGCACAUAUACACAUAUACAUACAUACUAUAUGUAAAUUAGGCAUAGAGAAACAUUUCUACAAAGUGUUAGACAAUACAGUUUAGUUGCGAUUCGUUUGUAUUUGACAAACAACAAAUAUAUUCAUAUCCUUGUGGCAUAUUGCCAUUUGAAAAAUGGAAUAUGUUUACAUAAAAAAAUUAAAUUUAGGCAAAGAGUGUAUAACAGCUAUGCUUAUACAAGUACUACAAGUUUUUUGUAAUACAUUAGUAUUAAAGGGCACACUUUUGAGGGGAACAACAUGUUACCACCAAGCACACACAUACAUAUUAUAACCGAACAAGUCAAUUUCCGAAUUUAAAUGUCAAUUGGACACAAAGUUCACAUUGUUUCCUUGAAGGAAACCAUAGAAAAUGUGACAAAAUCCGUGAGGGUCAACUAAAUACCAGUGCAUACAUACUACAUACAUACAAACAUACAAUGUAUCACAAAAUACAAAAAGUAUUUUAUAUCUAUACAUCAUGUGUAUAUAGUUUACUAUACCCACAGAUUUAUACCAUAUUCUAAUUUUGACAAUUUAUUGCUGAUAUAUCCUUCAAGUUUUGUAGUAAAGUAACAGGCAAAGUGCAGAGAAAGUCUCUGCGACAGUAAAGUUGCAAUUGACGAUUGUGAUUUAUUUUCAAAUAUAUACAUACAUAUAUGCACAUAUCUACUUCUGUUAUCAAAGAUAACAUUUGACAUGUAUGGUUGUCGUUGUGGAGACUCAAAACGAUAGUAAAACAUAAAAGUUAUUCUAAUUGAAAUCAUACCCACUCAAAACAAGUGUACACAUAUACAUAUAUCUACAUAUAUGGAAUAUUUAUACACACACAUUUAUAUGCUACAUACAUACAUACAUAUAUGUAAAACAUGAAAUUGUUACACGUCUAUUAAUUAGCAAAUGUACACAGAGACCACAUUUGCAUAAAUACCUACACAUAUGCAUAUAUACAUACAAAUAUGUUAUGAUAAAAAAUAUUUUUUAUAAGCAAACGGAAAUAUAUAGUUAAUUUUUAUAUGUGUACACGUAUAAACUGUGCAAAAAAGCUAUUAUCCUUGCAAACAUAAACCACACAAAUUAUUAAAGAAAACACAUACUACAUGCAACAUAAAGUAGAUUAGUUAAUGUAAGACGCAGAAAGUGCAUAGCUACAAAUAUUAUACAUAUGUAGUAGUGAGGUAUGUAGUCAAUGACUGUAAUAUUGUUGUGUGAGCAAAUGUUCAAAAAUAAAUAACUACAAUAAUGAAAUAAGCUAAAAGGUAGAAAAGUUACAUAUACCACAUGCAUUCAUACUCUACGCACAUCCACACAAUCAUAUGUAUGUAUACCUAUAUCGAACAUGCAUACAUACGCGUUGUGUUAUCUGAAUGAAUAUGCCUCUAGAAUAUAAUGUGUGAACUAUGGAUGUUUAUAAAAAUUGAGACAAUAAAAUAAAGUUCAAAACCAAAGUGGUGAAAUGGAAUGCAGCAAAUAAAGACAAUGUACCGAAGACAAUAAAUUUGUAAUUUGUAGAAUGUGCUGUAUUAUAUAAUAAGGUAGAGUGAUGAUUUUAAAUAGAUUUAUACAUUAACAAAUAAUUUGCGCACAGACGCACGUGCAUGGCUGAGGCCUGAGAAGUUGAAAAUUACUGAUUUUUAAUUUUGAAAUGCGCGAAACAAUUGAAAAUUGAUUUUUGUAAAAUAACAGUGCGGUAAAGAACUAAAUUUUUAAGCGAAUAUCUACCUAAUGCUGAGAGAACAAUUUAAAUUAUUUAAAAUACGAAUCGGUUUUUAUUUUUUUGCCCUCGAAAUACAUAUAUUUACCCAUUUAUUUUAGUUUAAAAUACAUAUGUUUCUAUAAAAAUAUUAUUUUCGAAUAAAAGACAAUAUUAAAUACAAGCAGAAACUUAUUGUAACACACAAAUAUUAGUGCGGCGUGUUGUUGUAAGCUUCUAUUUAGUAAAAUAAUGAAAUAAAAAGAAAAACUAAAAGAAAUAUAUGCAUGGGUUUCAGCUUUAACAAUAUAAAAUUAAUUAAAUAUAUACAUGCUGUCUAUAUAUACAUACAUAUACACGAUAUAUAUAAAUGCUAAUUUAGCCAUACAUACAUAUACAUAUACUAUUUACAAUUAGAUGUUAAUGUAACUACAUAAAAGAAAUACAUAUUACACGUGGAGCUGCAACCACAGUCUAUAAGUAAUAACCAAAGCUGAUUUUUACCUCACUCAACCACAUUCUUCUUUAGGCACAAAUGUCAUUAUACAUAUGUACAUACACUUUACAUAUGCAUACAAAUAUAUGUAUAUUAUAGAAGGAUACAUAUACAUAUACAUAUGUACAUAUGAUAAAUUAGGGUGUCCGUUAUUUCCAAGUUAAUUUUGUUAUGUUGUUUAGUUUCUGUUUUUGUCCUAAAGCGGUUCUACGCAAUUGAAGUUACAUUUAUAGUAGAUCAAAUGGCCUGAGCAUUCAUACAAGUGCCUUAUGGCUUUUGUGUUGCUUAUACGACAUGGUGUACUGUUUUAAAGCUCAGUAAACUUGUAGGAAUGGUCUGUAAACUUGAUGUCAAAUUUAAACUGCGUAUAACUUUUAAAGGAGUGUUAAUAUGGAAAAAUUCAACUAGACUUUUUUGUGGAGCGAUCAAAUUUGUAAUAUAAUUUUUUUAACGUUGUAGGUUUACAAGAACCAAUUCUUAUUUUACAUUGUGCAGUUUUCUUAGAAUUAUGUUGCUUUCUACUUGACUUAUCGAUAGCCCAAACUUGAUGAAAGAACUUUAAUUAAACUCUUAAAUAACUAGCAAUGCAUGUGUGAAUUUGGAAACCGAAAAUCAAGGAAAUUUUAUUCAACUUCAUUAAAGUGGUUUUUCCGUUUAUUAAUUCAUAUUUAUGUAAGUAUGCGUAUGUGAACGUAUUUAUGUCUUCAUAUACUAUAUGUAUGUAUAUUGAAGGGUAUGUACACAUGUAUAAAAGGCAGUGCACACAUACGCACAUUCACACAGCUUUAUAAUUUCGAACGAAGUGUUGUAUACUUGAAUUUAUAUAUACACUGCUAAAUACAUACAUAUAUACAUACAUAUAUGUAUAAACCAUACAUACAUUUUUAGUAUAAACUAUAAUACAAGCAAAAUUUAAGGAAGCAGGAAUAUAAAAAGAAUGAGAAUAUUUACUAUUUUAAAAUGUAUCAGACAAAUUUAAUACGAUUUAAGGCAAAUAACAAUAACAAAAUUAAAAUAGAUUGUUUGUUUGUGAUUAAAAUCCAUGCUGAAUAUAUACAUACAUAUGCAUAUGUAUGUAAAUGCGAGAGUAUAUGAAUACAAGUAGGAGCCAGACACAUAUGUACAUACAUACAUAUUUACCUAUAAGGGCGGUAAAUUUACCUGCAUACAUAUAUACUGUUUGCUAUCACACACACAACUAAUACUCCAAUUAGCGCAAGUACUAUAUAUGAAUAUUUAUACCCUUAGCGAAGAAGAAUAAAAUUGUAACUAAAGUAUAAUAUACCAAAAGUACAUGUUUGUAUGUUAGAAAUUGUAGACAAUACUAUUUGAACGCAUUUGCGGAGCAGAAUAAUGCGAAAAGAAGAAAUGCGUGCAGCAAAAGCUUACCAUGCAUGUUUCUGAGAUUAGAAGAAAAAAAAAUAAAAUAAACAAAUACGACAAUAAAACAUGUUAUGUACAAUCAUCCAUUAUAAACAAAUACAUAUAUACAUAUAUAUACAUAUGUAUAUAGUAUAUACAAAAACGUGCAUGUAUUGUUAUAGUUAUAGAAAUAAUAUACAUAUACUUAUAUAUACAUACAUGAAUAUCAUAAAUUAAUAUACAUAUAAAUAUAAAAUAUUGUAUUAGACUAAAAUAUGAAGCAAACAUACAAGUAGUGAAUGCAAAAAGAAACCAACUUAAUGUGAUCAUUCUGAUAAAGUCAAAAACUGCUUUACUUUUAUACUUUGCAUACAUACGACAUAGUGACGAUGUCGAAAUAAAGGUGAAACUACAUAUAAAUCUUAUAGUAUUAUAUACAUUUGUAGUUAAGGCAACAAUGGAAAUAAUAAGCUUACAUACAUGUAUACACUUCAAAACGCAAAAUUGUAUGUUGAAACACAGCCAAUGUAUACAUACAUUCAUAUGUACUUAUACACAACAAUUUUAUUUAAUUUUAUUCUGAAACCCCAUUUCUUUUCGUUCCUCUUGUUCACUCAUUCAUGCAAACACAUGUUAAAAUCGCACAUACAUAUGCAGAACCUACGUGCAUAUAACGGUAUACAAUAUUUGAAUAUCAGAAAUCAGAAAUGUCAAAUUAUAAAUAAAAUAAUUGCAUAAUGCACAACAAAUCAAAUUAUUCUUAUAAGAAGUUUAACCAUAUUGAUUAUAAAUUUUUACAUUUCUUUCGCAAACGCCAGCAUAGCUAAAAAUCAUAAAAAAUAGAGCAAAAUAAUCGCACUUGUUAAAAAUGCACAAAUACCGAAAUUCGGAUGUAAGAAGAGGUCAAAAUUAUCAAUCAUUAUCAGUUAUGCCACAAUUCCAAAACUACACAGAAAAUAUGUAUAUGGUACAUAUACUUACAUAUGUUCUAUAAUAAAUCUGAACUGAUUGCCUUAACUUUUAUUUUUAUUGCGAGUUUUCGCAUUAAAGCGACCAACAUUUCCAUAUGAGCUUCAGAAGCAAUAUUUUUAUUUAUCGGUUCGAUUUGUAAUAUGCAUGUUCUAAGAGGUAGUUACAUGAAAUCAGAAAAUAAUUUCAUUAAUCAUAUUUUUAUUUUAACAGAAGUGAUGACAAUAAUAUAAAAUAAGAUAUGCUUUGCUAUAUGUUCUUUAUUAGAAACAGAGCUUGAGUCAAAAUAAAUUUACUUGAGUGACUUUAAAAAUGCGUAUGUAUGUGCAUAUUAUACAUAUAAAUUUAUAAAAAUUCAAUGACAAACCGCUGUUGGUACACCUGCUUGCAUUAAUAAUGAAAUAUUAAUAGUUACAAAAAAGUUCGGAGCGAAUAAAUAAACACAUGACAAUGCAAGUGAUAAGAGAACACAUAAACCAAAUUUAACGCAUACUUUAAUGCAAAGUAUAUAAUAUGUGUAUCUAUGUAUAUAGAUAUAAUACGUACAUACCUAUACAUAUACCAUAUAUGAAAUAAAGGAAUAAAAACUG